UCACAAGAAAAACAAUGGUGUGCUUGGUUUCAACAUAACUUUCAAUUUAACUUCAACACCAGGAGACCAAGGCGAUAAAUGGCCAGGACAUUAAACUGAGGCUCAAGCUGAGCAGUAAGGAUCACACCAAUAAGGUGUUGUCUGUCCGUGUCAACGCUCAGGCCAUGAGGUACAACGGCAAUCCAGCGGACAACAUCCUGAACAAAGUGCAGCACGUGACACUUCUGUCUGGACAAGAUGUGGCCAUACCUAUCCAGAUCCCCUUUGCAGAUUACAGUAAAUAUAUGGUGAACUGCGACAGCAUAAAGGUUUCAGCAGUGGCCAGUGACAGUGAUGAAUACUACCAGACUGAGACCAACAUCACCCUAGAGCAACCAGUCAUCUCCAUGAAGGUUUUGUAUCCAGUCCAUGUGAACCGUGAAAUGACAUUGGAGGUGGAAUUUAAAAACCCGCUCAAUGAGAGGCUGAGAAACUGCUCCCUGACAGUCAUUGGAUGUGGCCUUUUUAAAUCAGACUAUAUACAAAGUGACCUGGGUGAGGUAGAGCCAAAGGCCACACUGAAGCUCAAGAUUACACGACUCCCUACAGAGUUGGACUGAAGACCGUGGUUGCUGACUUCGACUGCAGCAGCUUCAGAGACAUAAAGAGCUCCUGCAUCGUUGACGUUAAACCAUGAAGCUCUGGUUUCAUUUACAGCUCCCUGUGCGUUUCUGUUUCUUUAUUUAGUUUAAACUGGGAUAGAUUAAUCUACUACACCUUGUUAUAACUAUCAUCCACAGUAACGUUACUAUCCAUAGUCAAGGUUUUGUUUGUUUUUUUCCACUGGCUGGGAUAUAAUCAAGUAGAUUUUUUAUUUCAAAGAUGCAAACUGCCCAACAUUUUCGGGGAUAUGCUUUGGGACUAACAGUUACCAUAAUUAAUAAUUAAUGAGUAAUGUAAUCAUUUUAAUAAAAGAAGAGGGAGAAAAACGAUUUCCUGAUAUUGCUUUGUAGCUUUUCUCUGUUUGUGCAUUAAUUAUUAUUGGGUUUAAAUGAUUGUGGGAAAAUUAUGAAGCUGUAUUUUAGACAACUGUUUAAAUCAUUUACUCAUCUC
This is a messenger RNA of Haplochromis burtoni (Burton's mouthbrooder), 1092 nucleotides long. RefSeq names its product protein-glutamine gamma-glutamyltransferase E-like. The coding region runs from base 165 to 599 and encodes 144 amino acids. Lineage: Eukaryota; Metazoa; Chordata; Actinopteri; Cichliformes; Cichlidae. Gene Ontology annotation, molecular function: protein-glutamine gamma-glutamyltransferase activity. The transcript has 4 exons. Gene Ontology annotation, biological process: peptide cross-linking. The record is from RefSeq and is a predicted model, not a curated record.